CCGCCCCUUCCGGCCGUCAGUCGGGGCCGCGGCGCGGAGCUGAGCGGACCGCUCCGCAGAGCUCUGAGCGGCGAUGGAGGCCCCGCCCGCUCCCCCCGCCGUGCCGCCCGCCCCCUGCAGCGCGGCGCGGAGCCUACAGGACGAGCUCACCUGCCCGGUGUGUCUGGAGUACUUCACCGACCCGGUGCUGGUGGCGGAAUGCGGCCAUAAUUUCUGCCGGGCCUGCGUGACGCAGUGCUGGGAGGACUCCGCGCGGCGGCUCUGCUGCCCGCAGUGCCGCGAACCGGUCCCGCAGCGCCUGUUCCGCCCCAACCGCUCCCUCGGGAACAUCGUCCACAUCGUCCGGCAGCUCGGGCUGCCCCCCGGCCCCGCCGACCCUCCCCCGGGCCCACCCGCCCCCGCUCCGCCGCUCCCCGCGGCCGCUCCUCCCGGUCCGCCGGGCCCUCCCCGGUGCCCCCGUCACGGCGAACCGCUGCGGCUGUUCUGCGUUCAGGACCGGAGGGCGGUGUGCGUCGUGUGCCACCUUUCCCGGGAGCACCGCACCCACACCGUGCUGCCCGCCGAGGAGGCGGCCCACGCGGCAGAGGAGGUGCCCCAGGAGCACCUGAGCUCCCUGCGGAAAGGACGUGAAGAAGCGAAAGCCGAGAGGGAGAGGCAGAGUGAGGACCUGCUGAAGCAGACCGAAGUGGAGAGGCAGAAAAUCGUGGCUGAGUGCAAGGAGCUGCGGGGCUUCCUGGAGGAGAAGGAGCAGCUGCUGCUGUCCCGCCUGGAGGAACUGGACAGGGACAUCGUGAAGAGGAGAGAUGAGAGCGUUUCUAGGCUCUCAGAGGAGAUAGCUCAGCUGGACAAGCUGCUGGGGGAGCGAGGAGGAGAGAACGGCCCCGGGAACACGGCUGGGCAGCCCUUGAAACAGCUGCUGAGAGCUGAUCCCCUAAGUAAUUCUGGGGAGGAUUUUGAAGAUUUUGGAACUAACAGAUGCUGCUUUUCCUCUCUGCAGGCUGUCACCACGGCUGGAAGCAGCUUUGAGAGCUGGAUGUUCUGCAAGCCAGAGCCCGGCUUCGCCGAGCUGGAGAAGAAACUGAAGAGCUUCUCCCAGAAAAGCGCCGUGCUGAAGGAAGUCCUGCUGGAGUUCAAGGAGAACCUUCGGUUUGAGUUGGAGAACGAUACAGGAGAUCUCUCUCUGGACCCGGACACGGCCAACCCCUACCUGGUGCUGUCGGAGGACAAGAGGAGCGUGAGGCUGCGCAGUGCCCCCCAGGAGCUUCCCGCCCACCCCAAGAGAUUCGAUUACUCCUUCUGCGUGCUGGCAGCUGAGGGUUUCGUGGCGGGGAGGCACUACUGGGAGGUGGAGGUGGGCGACGGGGAGAGCUGGGUGCUGGGGGCGGCGCGCGAGUCGGUGCGGAGGAAGGAGAAGAUCGAUUUCGCCCCGGAGGAGGGGAUCUGGGCGGUGGGGCUGAACUGGAAGGGGAAGAAUUGGGAUCAGUACCAGGCUUUCACCUCCCCGGAGACGCCCCUGUCCCUGUGCGAGAGGCCCCGGAAGAUCGGGGUGUACCUGGACUACGAGGGGGGGUGGGUGGCGUUCUACAACGCCGAUAACAUGGCUCCCAUCUUCACCUUCACGGCCGCCUUCACCGAAAAGAUUUUCCCUUUCUUCUGGCUCUUCUACGUGGGCUCCUCGCUCUCCCUGUGCAAUUGACCUGGCCGGUUCCGUGCCCCUUCCCCUGCCGGUAGCGCCCCAUCCCGCCCCCGUAUCCUUGGCUUCCCGACGGCCCACGGUCCCCCUCCAGCUGUAGGGUUUGGUUUUUUUGUUCUUACAUUUAGAAGUUGGUGUCUUUUAACCCAAAAACAGUUUUCUGGGGCAUCCGCCGUUGAGGGCGGAAGGACCUGGCUGCUUGAGUUCCCCGGAGUGGGGUUGGUUCCCCCUCCUGACCCGCUGCCCAGCAAACCCCUUUCAUUUUCUACUUCUAAAAUCGGCUGCAAAGCGGGGAGCAGAGCCACGUCGGGGUUCCUUGCCCCGUAGCAAAGCUGCCUGCUCCCUGCAGGUGAGAAAACCUGUGUGAGGAGGAGGAGGAGAGGUGCCAUGCCCAGCCCCCAUCGCACCAUUGCUCCGCAGCUCCCCUUUUUAGCACCUCCUCACCCCCCAUCCCCGCUUUCCCUCCCUGGGGAAGGGGCCAUGCCUGCAUUUUGCUCCCCCCAGAGAGCAAACCCCCGUGAUCUUCCCCCUCCUCUUAGUGCUGAGCGUUGGUAGGCUGUGAUGGAGGAUGCCUGGCGUCUCGGGGUGGCCCCGGUGGGCUCCGGUCCCCCCAGGGGGAGGGGGAGCGCUGGUUUAGGUGUGAGCUCGCGCGUGCUUGCAACCCGCCCUCGUGUGACCCCGCCGUGCUGUUGUGUCUCUUUCCUGUUCACUCUGUUUAGUGGGGAAAUAAAAGUUGCUGUGCAAAAAGAACAACAACAAAAAGGA
Molecule: messenger RNA, 2458 nt
Organism: Numida meleagris (helmeted guineafowl)
Lineage: Eukaryota; Metazoa; Chordata; Aves; Galliformes; Numididae
Product: tripartite motif-containing protein 7-like
Exons: 7
Coding region: 74-1696 (540 amino acids)
Molecular function (GO): protein binding; zinc ion binding
Source: RefSeq, a predicted model, not a curated record